AUGCGUUUGAUCUCCAUUGUCGUGGCGGUUAGCGGGGCGGCCAACGGUGACGUAGUGGCGAUUCCUGCUGGAACAUGGCGUGGGUGCCAAGUCCCGAUUACUGGGCGCGGGGAUGGUGCGGCUGUGACGCUGGCUGGCGCCGGUGCCGGAGUGACGAUCAUCGACUGCGAGCACUCGAGCCACCGUGCGUUCUCGUUCCCGACAUCUGGAUUUUCAGCGAAGUUUGUCAUCGAGGAUCUGACGGUCCGGGGCGGCGGCUCGCUGACCAAUGCCAACUACUCGAGCGGCGGCUGCAUGCUUGUUGGCGCUAGCUCUGAUGUGACGCUUCAACGAGUGGUCGUCGAGUCUUGCUCGCUGGUCGGAACCGAUUUUGCCACCUACCGAGGUGGCGCCAUCCGGGUCCAGUCGUCGGGACAGCUCACGCUGAUCGACACGAUACGAGCCAAGAUGGACGGCACCACCAUUACUGGGUGUGUUGCCAGCGGCGAUGGAGGCGGAGUGUUUGCGACCAUCGACCACCAUUUUGUCAUCAACGGGAGUGGCCUCGAGGUGCGUGACAACUACGCGGGUGGGUCUGGAGGCGGUCUGUACAUCGUCGGCGAAACGGAAGUGUCCCAGUCAGCGAUGCUCAAUGUGAGCAACAAUGUGGCAGAGGUCCGUGGCGGUGGCGUGUGUGUUUCUGGCGAUGAUGUGUCGGGCACGUUCAACGCCGGAGUCAUUGCUGGCAACUCGGCCGGCGUGUGUGGUGGAGGCAUGGCCUGGUGGGGCGAGGCCGAGGUUGAAAUCCGCGAUAUGCUUGUUUCCGACAACUCUGCGGUCGCCGGCGGUGGAUUGUGCCUCGAUGAUUCUGGAAGCGGGCUGUCUGGGACUUUGGUUGAGGGCGUCACCAUCACCAACAACGUGGCAGCCACAACUGGCGGUGGGGUUUACAUCAAGUCUGGCGAGUUUACCUUUGACGACACGCAGCUGCUUUCAAACACUGCAGUUUCUGGAUCGGGAGUCUUUGUCGAGAGCGGUGCCGAGCCUGAGAUCACCAACUCGUUUGUGUCUGGCAACCUUGCGCUCGAGGGCGGCGCGUUCGAAACAAGCGGAUCGAAUGGCACAAUCGGUGUGUCCAACACAGUCGUCUGCUCUAACAUUGGUGUCCUGGUGCACAACUCGGAUGUGCGCUGUGGCGGUGGCUCCCGCUUUGACAACGCGAUGGACGGCGGAUGUGCUUCGAACACGUUUUGCAAACGGAGCGCGACUGCUUGCACAGCAACAUCAGCGGUGCCUGCGUUUGAAGUCGGCGCAAGAUACGCCAUGACUAUGCCUGUCUUUGCCGCGCCUGUGGAUGACGCGCCAGUUACGACGGCGUCGAUCGUGGCGCAGGCCAUCGACGCCAACACGCUCAAGUUUACCUCGGUGGCGUCGAACAAGACCAUGUAUCAUCCGCUGGAGCUGUUUGUGGGAAGCAGAAGCGUCCAGCUUGCCAAGCUCAUUACCUAUGUCGAGCAUCAGUGUUACGACGAGGGCUUUGUAUGGUACGGCUCGCGGUGCCGGUCGUGCAGCGAGUUUGAUGGCGCGUUCUGCCCGGGGGGCACGCGGUUUUGGCCGCUUGCAGGCUACUGGUCGCCGGGUGAGGGCGUGCCACCGACACGAUGCCAGGUCCCUGCAGCGUGUCCCGGCGCGUUGGGUGAGCGUGACAAGUAUCCGCCGCGCAUGGACGUGACAGGGCAGCGGAUCACGGCGCAGUGCGCGACGGGCUUCUCGGGCGAGUUUUGCUCCACAUGCGCAACCAACUACUACAAGGAGUAUGGCGUUUGCCGCGCGUGCGGAGCCGAUGACACUGUGCGGACAGAGGUGACACUGAUGCUCUUGGUGGCCUCUGUCUACUUUUUGGUGGUCCUUGUGGCGCUGUUUGUGCUCUCGGCGAGAAGCCUGGUGUUGAUCGUGUCCGUGCUCGUUGUCCUCCAGCAGGUAGUGACCGUGUGCAAGGUCGGCUUGCAGCACCUCUCGACGUCACUCUCGUCACCGGUCUUUCCCACCAUUGUGCGGGUGCUCUCGAUCAUCAACUUUGAAGUCGAGGUGGUGAAACCAGGGUGCACCGUUGGCGCGCUCUCGUUCACCAGUCUCUACUACGGCACGAUUGGCCUCAUCUGCUUUGCGGGACUUUGCUUCAUUGGUGUGGUUUGGCUGCGGACCCACUCGUGCCUCGCCGCUAGCCGCGUCUCGCAUCUCAGCGUUGUGCUCCCCUUGCGGCUCAACGCCGAGCUCCGGGUGGUGUGCUAUGAGGGUGAGCAUGUGAGCGUGGCGGCUCUCGCCUGGGUGGUUUUGGUCACGAUCUGCUGCGGCUUUCCAGUUUGGAUGUUCUUUACCGGCAUCAGCAUGUUCCGAGCGCUGCGGGCGUUCAACAUGAUGGUCAUCGACAUGGCGUUCGAGUCGUACGGCUUUCUCCUUCACGGCCUCAAGCCGCCGUUCUUUUGGUUCCGCGCGCUGCAGUUUGUCUCGACCUUUGCGUUUGUGACCGAGACUGUUCUUCUGGAGCGGACCGGGACGCGGUUCUUUGCCACCAUCAUCAACUUUGCCGUAACCAUGCUGCUGGUGGCUCUGCUGAAUCCGUUCCGCUCGCAGCUGCAGACAACGCUGUCGAUUACUGCAGGUCUGGCAUCGUCAGGUCAGCUUAUGUACUUUUUGUAUGAGGAAGACUUGCGUUUCUUCUCGACUCGCAAGGGCGAUGUGGCCGAGGACAUCACCAGUCCGGUGGCGUCGCGGAGCAGGUCGCGGAACCGAUCCUCGCGGCGGUCACGACACAAGCCGCGCAACAGCAGGACUAUUGCCGUCGCCAUUGCCUCCACCCCCACUGCCACCGUCGCGGCCACGACCACGACCACUGCCACCGCCGUCGUCGCCGCCUUUGCCGCCGCCGCCGACGCCACCGCAAAUCCACAGGGCGUGGGGCCGUACGAGCUGGAGCCACAGUCCGGACCGGCGCACGCUGUGCCGCCGCCAGAGCAGCUGAUGUCUGACCCACCGGCCGAGUCGCGCAAGCCAGGGCCUGUAGCGCGGCCAUCGGCGGCUGAGGCGUGGCAGUCGCGGUGGAAGUGCCGGGGCGGCUCAGUGUUCAACCGGACGUGCCUUUUUGAGAACGUUGUGGUCCUGCCUGCAUCGGAUGCGCCGGAUCCUGAAAAGGUGACGUGGUACGGCAGUGAGAACGAGACCUCGCUUCUGUUUGACACGUUUCAGCCGCAUGUGCACGGGCACGCGAUAUUUGAUGGGCUCUACUCACAUAUUCGGCUCGUUUCGGCGCUACCGCGGGCACGACAUGUGGGCAAGUUUGAGGACAAUAUGGCGGCGCCAGUUCUCAACGAAGCGUGGCCACUGUUCACAUCCAGUCCAAUGAUGGACCCGGAUAUUCUCGCGGCAGAGGCAGGCACGUCUCAGUACACGUGUUUCCCGGCGCUUGCGACCGGGCUCGGUGGGCGGUCGUACUGGAGCAACGAUCGGUGGUGCAAUAUUUCGCCACGGCAAUCGCCAGAGCUAGAUCACCCGGCACGGUGCGACCAGUCGAUCCACGACGGAUUUGUCGGGUUCCUCCGCGGCGUGAGUGAUACAACACCGGCCGAGGUGGCAGAGAAGGCGGCGAAACGGCGGCGAGACGGCGGGGUGCUCAACGUGGUCAUUGUCAACAGGCUCAACAACCGCAAGUUUGUCAACAUCGGGGCCAUCGAAGCCGAGCUCAACGCCGCGUACAACAAGAGCGUCAAUAUCCAAGUGGUGGCGUUUGAGCGACUCUCAAUUGCUGAGCAGGCAAUGGUGUGCGAAGAGGCGGAUAUCUAUGUGGCCUAUGCCGGGUCGUCACUGGCCAACACGGUGUUUCUCCCGCCACAUUCGGUGGUGAUCAUCAUCUCUUCACUCUUCUACGAGACGGCAGCGUGUGGGUUUGACCGCCUGAUCACGGACCUUGGGCACUACAACAUCUCGUACAUCGAACGGCGUGCGCAGUUUGUUGAUCCACGCCCACAGAGCCCAGAGCUCUACACUGAGGUUGUGCGGUGGUUUGCGCACGAGCAGGCGGUGUAUGGGGCUUGGCAAAAGAGCGAGCCAAGCACAAAGAGGCUAGGCGACUACCGGGCGUACUCGCUGGUGCUCGAGAGCGAUCGGAUCAAGGCCAUGAUUGACGCCGGAAGCGCACUGGUUCGCGGCAAGUACCCCGGAGCGCCAACGCCAGGCAUGUGGGCAGCGGAGCCUCUGCGGUACUGGAACACGGAGAUGUGGCGCAAGACGACGGACCGAUUUGAUUACGGCGAGUCGCUUGGUGGAGUGGUGCACAUCCCGCCUAACGACGAGGACGAGCUUGCACGGCCGCUGCACGAGGCGUGGGGCCCGUACUUUGCACAGAUGCGACGGCCAGACGGGAUCCGGUCCCACAUGGAGCCGCGGUACGAGUUCUGUGCGUGCGAUGCAAAGUAG
Molecule: messenger RNA, 4452 nt
Organism: Thecamonas trahens ATCC 50062
Lineage: Eukaryota; Apusomonadida; Apusomonadidae
Exons: 11
Coding region: 1-4452 (1483 amino acids)
Molecular function (GO): glycosyltransferase activity
Source: RefSeq, a predicted model, not a curated record